Messenger RNA from Syngnathus typhle (broad-nosed pipefish), 4060 nucleotides. RefSeq names its product interferon induced with helicase C domain 1 (gene ifih1). The coding region runs from base 73 to 2979 and encodes 968 amino acids. Lineage: Eukaryota; Metazoa; Chordata; Actinopteri; Syngnathiformes; Syngnathidae. The transcript has 16 exons. Gene Ontology annotation, biological process: positive regulation of interferon-beta production; response to virus; innate immune response. Gene Ontology annotation, cellular component: cytoplasm. Gene Ontology annotation, molecular function: zinc ion binding; ATP binding; double-stranded RNA binding. The record is from RefSeq and is a predicted model, not a curated record.
AAGUUUACUUUCGUUUUACCAGAAAAGAAACACAGGGCUUGGAUUCAUUGGAGAGCGACCAGGCUUUUAAAAAUGUCAGUAUCUGAGAACAACUUAAUCAAUGAGAAUCUAAUCGAAAGCUUUCGGCCGAGGCUCCGAGCGUACGUCGCAGUGGAGCCAGUUUUGGACUAUCUGCAUUUUCUCGAACCGGAGCAAAAAGAAGACAUCCGACAUAGGGCCCGCAAGGAUGGCAACUCGGCGGCGGUGGACGUCCUGAUCGGCGCCGUGCUCCGCAAACCGCACCCGGCAGGCUGGUUCCAGGCCUUCGUGGACGCCUUGUCCCACGCCGAAUGCUCACAUGCGGCCGACGUCAUGCGGGGAAAGCUGCCUGACGCCGCGGUGGAAGCCGAAAAUGACAUCUGUAUGCGAAUGAUUGACAUCCUUGUGCCCAGUCUGGUGUGCAUGGACACUAAAGAGGUGUGCACGAUGUGUUAUGCGAGAGAGCUCAUCCCCAAGUACGACCAAGACCAAAUCCUUCACUUAGCAGCCAAUAAAGGACAGAGAGACGCAGCUCGUGAACUUCUGAAAAUAAUCGUGAGGUGUCCCCCGGGAUGGUACUCGCAAUUUGUCCAAAUUCUGCGCGAUACUGAACACAAUGAUUUGUACAAACUGAUGGGAGGCUUCUCUGACGAUACCGCAGCCAAGACUACAACAAGUGAGCCAGGGAAGGCCAAUCCAGAAAGUUCUACAUGUCAGCGUUUGGACGACAAGGACACUGAGGAUGACGUCAUAGACUUGUACCAAAGUGAAGAAGCAAGUGAAGGUGAAGAAGCCGCACCCAAGUUAAGCAGGAGUUUAGAGCGUUUGCCACCAGUUAAUGGAGACCUGGAUAAAGAUGACAUUGAGCUUCGAGACUAUCAAAUGGACGUGGCUAAACCUGCCUUGGAAGGGAAAAACAUCAUCAUAUGCCUCCCGACCGGAAGUGGUAAAACCAGGAUAGCGGUCUACAUUACCCGCAAGCAUCUGGACCGCAAGAGGGCAGAGGGGAAAACUGGCAAAGUGGUCCUUCUGGUCAAUAUGGUUCCACUUGUUGAGCAGCACUACACCAACGAAUUCCAUCCCUUUCUGAAGCACGUGUAUAAAGUGGAAAGAGUCAGUGGGCAAUCUAUGCACAAAAUCUCUUUCACGGAGAUUGUGAAGAACAACGACGUCAUCAUUUGCACAGCCCAGAUUCUGGAAAACUACUUGGAGAAGACGCUCAAAGGAGAGGACGAGGGAGUGCAUCUGAAGGAUAUCUCCCUGAUUAUAAUAGACGAGUGUCAUCACACCAAGAAGGACGAGGUCUACAACCGAGUGAUGAUGCGUUACCUGAAGCAGAAGAACAAGAACAGGAUUAUGCUGAAAGAGCAGAAGGAGAUUGUGCCGCUGCCUCAGAUCCUGGGCAUGACGGCCUCGCUGGGGGUCGGCGACGCAACAGUACUGAAGGCAGCGGAGGAUUACAUUUUGCAGAUUUGUGCCAAUCUGGAUGCUUCUCAAAUCUGGACUGGGAAUCUCGGGAAUUACAGCAAGGAACCUGACAAAAAAAUUGUACACGUUGAGGACAAAGAAAAGGACCCGUUUGGUGAUGUCAUCAAGAAAAUCAUGAACGUGAUUCAAAUGCAUGCCGAGCUGAGUCCCACCUGUGAGCUUGGCUCUCAGAGCUACGAACAGUGGGUGGUUCAACGCGAGCAACAAGCGGCCAAAGAGGAAGAUCAGAAAGUACGAGUUUGCAUGGAGCAUCUUCGGCGAUACAACGACGCCCUGAUAGUCAGCAACACUAUCCGCAUGUGCGAUGCCUUCCGUUUCCUGAACAAAAAGCAUGAGGAAGAGUUGAAGAGUAAAUCCAGCCCUGAUGAUGAACACGUCAUAAAAAUUAGCGAUACUGAGAGAGAACUCUUCAAGUUAUUCCGAGAAAACAAGAAGGAACUUGAAAAGCUUUCUGAGAACCAAUCUUAUGAAAAUGACAGCUUGUCACAACUACAAAAAAGCGUUCUGUAUCAGUUCACCACCACCGAGGAUGCCAGGGGAAUCGUUUUCACCAAAAUGCGACAAAGCGCCAUCGCUCUCAGUCACUGGAUUCAGGAGAAUCCCAAAUUUGCCGACGUCGGCGUCAAAGUGUCCUACGUCAUCGGCGGCGGAAACCAGAGUGUUGUCAAACCGAUGACAUCUACAGAACAGAAGGCUGUGUUGAACAAAUUCCGCAGCGGUGAUGUCAACUUGCUGAUCGCCACCUCGGUGGCACAGGAAGGUUUGGACAUACCGGAUUGCAACUUUGUCAUCCGCUAUGGCUGUGUGACCAAUGACAUUGCCAUGAUACAGGCUAAAGGCAGAGCUCGGGCUCAGAACAGCAAUUACAUCGUGAUUGAGGUGAAAGGCUCUGGAGUGACUGAGAGGGAAUCUGUCAAUGACUACCGAGUGAAUUUGAUGAGCAAAGCAAUCACGAGAAUCCAAGCAAUGGAUCCUGCUGAAUAUAACAAACAGAUCGGAGAAUAUCAAAUGCAGGCUCUUCUUGAAGACAAGAUGAGAAUGACAAAUAAUAAGAAACAUAAAAAGCUUGCGCUUCCGUCAGAGGUGAAGUUAAGCUGCCGACAUUGCAGCAAGAUUGUCUGCACCGGUGAUGACAUCCAAAUCAUUAAAGGCAUGCACCAUGUCAACGUUUCAUCACAAUUUAGGGAACUAUUUAUCCAGAAAGGAAACACUUCUCUUCAGGAACCUUUUGACUAUGAAACCAAUGGCACCAUAGCAUGCAAAGAUUGUGGACAGAAAUGGGGAACAAUGAUGAUGUACCGAGCAAUCGAGUGCCCCUGCCUACAUGUGAAGAAUUUUGUUGUGACAAUCAAAGAGAAGAAGUUCAGCAAUUACACCAAGUGGCGGGAUCUCCCCGCCAAGUUCCCGGCGUUCGACUACACCGAGCACGCCAGCUGCUUGGCUCUGGAUUCUGACGAAGAAUUUGAAUCUUGAACAGUUUGCACAUUUUCGGUCGUGAAACAAUACACUAAUCAAACUGUUAGAUGGGAUUCCUUAGUGCGGCUUGCUUUUGUUUGCAUUUGAUAAGCGUAAGAAGAAAAACAUUGGAAGAUGCUGGCUCUAAUUAGGAAAAUUUGAGAGGUCGCACGAGCAGUGAGAAUAUAGCAAAACCUUCUCCAUUGCCAGGUUUGGUACGCACGGAUUUUUUUUUUUAUAAUUCUAACUAACUGUCAUAUUUGGGGUGUAAUUACACUCCUGACCAUUAGAUGGCGGCACACAAAAUACUCUGAGGAAUGUCAAUUUAGAAGAACAAGAAGUUAUACGCACAGCCUAGUUUUGAUUGAAAAUGAUUGAAUGCCAUCCUCUGUAAUCCUGCUUUUUACACCUACAGAAAAUGGCUUUUUAAAUGUAUAGGAAGAGAUGAUUCAGGUAAACAAGCGCAAGUUCCCCAGAGCUUGUUUACCUGCUGGCUUGUUGGUUGAGUAGCAGCACCUGGGUUUACAAGCAAACUUAGGCAGGGUUUUUACUUACUGGACUUGGAUUUGACACCCCUGAUAGUGUCAGAUGAUAAAUUUGUUCGUUUGGAGGAGGAACAAAACAUGAUUUGUUUACUGUAAACACAAGAAUUGGUACAAUGUUAAAAUUUUAAAUGUGAUCCCAUUACUUUUGAUCUUUUUUUUACCUUCCCAAAAAAUUUGAUUCCUAUUUGAAAAUUGUUUUAAAAAAUCCAUUACCUAGGGAUUGUGUAUUUCGUGUAUUUUCACAUGGAGUUAUUGCGAUGAAAGGGCCCCCCCCUCCCUUUAUUUAUUGAAUUUAAAGAGUAGAAUCACUGUUCAAACAAGUAUGGCUUCCAUUCUGAGCAUGGAUUAUUCUCACUGGUGUUGCGGGCGGGCUGAUUUUAACAGAACAUUGAUUUCCACUACUGUAUUUGUCGAUUCCCUGUUAAAUGAGAGAAUUGCCUUUUAAUAACAGCUAUACUUUUUUCCCAUUGCAUUUAAGCACUUUUUCCCCCCCAUUGUCACUAUUACUUUUGAAGCUGCAUGACUUUCCUUGGGCAAAUAAAUGGCUACUUCUA